Alternaria burnsii is the source of this 3462-nucleotide messenger RNA. RefSeq lists its product as uncharacterized. The record is from RefSeq and is a predicted model, not a curated record. NCBI's taxonomy places the organism in Eukaryota, Fungi, Ascomycota, Dothideomycetes, Pleosporales, Pleosporaceae. The transcript is spliced from 3 exons. The coding region runs from base 1 to 3462 and encodes 1153 amino acids.
AUGUUUUCGAACUUUGCCAGUGCGAUAUCUGGUAAUGCUCCAGACAAGACAAGCAAAGAUGAGGGAGCAUCGCUUACAUCGGUCCUCGAAACACCCACACUACGCGUCGAAUUGGCACUCCUCGUGCUCUUAAGCAUCGAUGCCAUGCGAACCGAUAUCACUGCUACGUUCGAGCCAUACAACAAUCCCGAAUCGAACCCCUCCGUUGCGAGCCGAUCGUCUGCACCCAAUACAAAGACACCCACACCAGACCUUAUAAGCCUCGACGAGCCGAGACAAACUGCGAUAAGACCCUCCCCUUCAAGGGAAAGAUCACAAGAGCAUGAUUCUACCCAAAUGCAAGCUUUGCGACGAAGCGCUUUGACAUUCUUCGAUAAAUGGCGCGCGAGUGUUAUGCACCGCAUAUGCGAUGUUGUCUCUGUUCGGGGUGAGACUGUGCGACAGGCAAAAGCGAAGCGAAAGCAAAUAUCGGAGCAAAACGAACGGCAAAAGCAGGGCAUCUCCUCGCUUAUCGAUUUCGACGACGUCGACCCUUUUGCCAACGCGACAUCUAAGCAAUCCGAGAAUACAAAACAUGGUCAGUACGAGGUCAUAGAGACUAGACUGCUGGCUCUUGAGGAAAAGAAGCGUGUCUUGAUCUUGCAUUGCCUUUUGCUUCUCUUGCUGAGCUUGGAACAAUACUCGGCACAUUCGCGCAUCUUGCUGCUACGUCUCGCAAGUAGUCUGAAACUAGAGGUUGAUCUGCUAGGCGAGCAUGAGAGGUCGGUUGCACAAGGCCUCUUGGCAACGGCUGCCUCACAGAUGGACGCCGAAGCAACAGCAAAGAAUCAAGCAUCCAACGAUGCCGCGUCACGCCGCUGGAAGGUUGGCCUCGCAACUGUAGGCGGUGCAGUUCUGAUCGGCGUCACGGGUGGUCUUGCUGCACCCCUACUCGCCGCCGGCUUAGGUACAGUCAUGGGCGGACUUGGCCUUGGGGUCGUUUCAACGUACCUUGGUGCGUUGGCGGGUAGCUCAGUGCUCGUCGGAUCAUUGUUCGGGGCCUACGGUGCCAAGAUGACGGGGCGUGUAAUGGAGCAGUACGCAAAGGAAAUUCGAGACUUUGAGUUCCUUCCAGUCCAAGAUCCCGAUCGACCGGCAAACCAGCGCCAACUCGAUUGGGCUGAUGAACAAGAUGCCCGUGACCCUCAGAAACGUGAACAACAUCGAUUGCGUGUCUUUAUUGGUGUCAGCGGGUGGCUGAACUCGCCAGCUGAUGUCAGUAAGCCCUGGGAAGUGGUCGACUCUGGAACUACUGAGCCAUUUGCGUUGCGUUUCGAGCUUGACGCCAUGCUGCGUCUCGGAAACUCACUCAAUGACGUUCUUUUCGGAUAUGCUUUUGACGGUGUCACGUAUGCUGUAGUCAGUCGUACGCUUCUCGGAGCCUUGUACGCCGGUCUAUGGCCACUCGGCCUUGUCAAAGCUGCCAGCAUCUUGGAUAACCCCUUUAGUGUUGCACUUGCUCGAGCUGAUAAGGCUGGUAAGGUUCUCGCGCAUGCUCUUAUCGAUGGCGUGCAAGGAAAGAGACCUGUAACCCUCACCGGGUACUCGGUCGGCGCGCGUGUUGUAUAUGCAUGUCUGAUUGAGCUUGCAGAACAACACGCAUUUGGUCUCGUCGAAUCCGCCGUUCUUAUGGGUACUCCUGCACCAGCAAACCCCAAACGCUGGAGGCAAAUACGAUCGGUUGUUGCAGGGCGUAUUGUCAAUGUCUACAGCAAGGAAGACUACGUACUCGGCUUCCUCUAUCGGUCAGCGAAACUGCAAGUAGGUGUAGCAGGUCUACAGGAAGUCGAGGGCGUUCAUGAUGUAGAGAACGUCGAUGUGAGCAAGCUUGUGAGUGGGCAUGACAGAUACCGGUACUUGGCGGGUACGAUAAUGGUUAAACUUGGUUUUGGUGAUGUGGAUUUCAACAAGGUGGCUGAACAAGAACGCGCUCUUGAGGAGGCAGAAAAGCGAAAGGCUCGGGCCCAAAAGGAGGCUAAACGCAAAGCAGCAAAUGAGCAAACGCAGAAGCCUAUCCCCCAACCUCAACACCGGCCAGCCCCAACUACUCAAGACUCUUCGAACUCUCUGAUAGACUUUUCGGAGCCAGAACCUGCACCUGCUCCCGAAAGCAACUCCGAACUGUCUGGUUUGUCUCUCACACCCUCUGGUACACAAGAGGAUCUUUUUCCAAACGUCAAUGCGUCAGCAUCGGUUUUAUCUAACGAGCCCUCUCUGGACAGGUCUAAAAGCAUUUCUAACCCUACAACGUUGGUGCCAGACUCACACGAUCAUUUCAACACGGAGAACUCGGUCGUCCGCUUGAAGAAAAACGGCACUAACGUCGCUGUUACUGAAGUCCUUGUCCUGGAAGGAUGCGAUACUACCAAAGAUAAUAGCACCGGCGAUGAACAUCAAGAUGACUUUGAUGAUUACGAUUACGACGCUGAAGAAGUUAGUAGUGAGUUCGGCGAACUAAGUAUGGUCGAACCGUUGCCCAUGGACGACAACGACUACGGCUUGAUCCCAUUGUUGAGUAACAUGUCCACCGCCUUAACAGCAACGCGUCCUACGCCCACACCACCGCCGCCAUCCUUCUCCAAACUCGGCCCAAGCAUAUCAAUUUACACUCCACCAGCAUACAGCUCUGGCGAGCUUAUCAUUUUGUGCACAUGGCUUGGCGCUGCACGGAAGCAUAUCGAUAAGUACGUCACGUCCUACCGUACUAUUGCUCCCAACGCCAAGAUUCUGCUUAUCCAAAGCGAUGUGGCAACGGUAACAAGCUCUUAUCCUACGCAACGCAAAGCUAUAAUGCCAGCUGUCGAAGUAGUGCGCGCGGUACUUGGUGAAUGCACUUACCCGGCAUGUAUCGCCGCGUCUGUGUUGGAACAUCAAUCAAAGAAGUAUCAUGGGCCCAGAAUUCUUCUUCACACCUUCUCAAAUGGCGGUCCAAUCUCUACCACUGCACUACUACUCGCCUUGCAUACUCAGACCUCCGCAUCCCUGCCUUUGGUUGGCAUCAUCAUGGAUUCAGGACCCGCAGCAGGCUACUACUGGAAAUCCUACAACGCCAUGGUUUUGUCACUACCACCAGGUGUCCUGCGGUAUGCCGGCUAUGUAUUCGUACAUGGGAUCCUCCUUGGUCUGUUUGCGAGCGUGGCAUUGGGACGCUACGAGUAUCCAGAGGUCUUGGUUCGCCGGACACUAUUAGAUGAGAACUUCGUGUGUGGAGCGGAGAACGGCACGAAGAAGAGAAUAUGCUAUCUGUAUAGCAAAGCUGACCGCAUGACGGAUUGGAAGGAUAUUGUUGAGCAUGCGGAUACGGCGAGAGAAAAGGGCUGGGAUGUCAGUGAAGUUGUGUUUGAGGGAACGGCACAUUGUAAUCACUUUGUGAAGAAUGAAGGAGUGUAUGUGGGAGAGAUGAGGAAAAUGUGGAGGGCCUAA